CUGCUGGCAGCAACACCAAAGCUCCUUCCGAGUAUCCCGAUGCAGAAAGUUCAAGCUCCGGCGUGUGUGGCGACGACAGAGUCAACGGGUGUUUGGUGGGCACGUGCAUCGACCGCGGCACCGAGGACAGGACCUGUGUCUGUCUGCCCAACCACCGCUCCCAUGGCAGCUACUGUGAUCAGGGUUGGGAGCCCAUUUCGUCCAUCACAGUCGCGGGCAGCACCUGGAGGUGCAAGGACGUGUACAGCAUGUAUGGCCUCACGCUGCAGCAGUUCAUCGCCAUGAACAAGGGUAUCAACUGCUCUGCUCUCCUUCCUCAGGGUCACGAGCUCGUGGUGAAAGAGCUUCUGCCAGCCUGCUCUGCCUUCUACUACACCCAGCCAGCCGACACAUGCUCGUCCGUGGCUCAGUUUCUCAGCAUCACCGAGGAAAGCCUGCAGCAGCUCAACCCCGGUGUUAGCUGCUCCUCUCGCCUCCUUGCGUUCCGCGCUCUCUGUGUGGAGCGCAACCCAGCCAAAACCAAGCCAAUAUGUGUGAAGGAGAUACGGAUCGGCCGAGUGGUGGACUUCACGAAGGUGGCGACAUCCCAUGGAGCCACCAUGGUGGACCUCUGCAGGCUCAACCCCUGGAUCUCCUUCCGCGAUUCCCUGCGCAACAUUGAUGGUGUAAGCGCAUGCUUCCAAUACCAAUGCAACCCCAGUUUGGAGCCAUGGUGUCAGUAUGCUGAACUCUGCAGCUGUUCCUUGUCAAUCACCCUUUAG
This is a messenger RNA of Closterium sp. NIES-65, 761 nucleotides long. The record is from the annotation of a GenBank genome assembly. Lineage: Eukaryota; Viridiplantae; Streptophyta; Zygnematophyceae; Desmidiales; Closteriaceae.